This is a messenger RNA of Kuraishia capsulata CBS 1993, 600 nucleotides long. RefSeq lists its product as uncharacterized. Bases 1 to 600 code for a protein of 199 amino acids. Gene Ontology annotation, biological process: mRNA processing. Lineage: Eukaryota; Fungi; Ascomycota; Pichiomycetes; Pichiales; Pichiaceae. The record is from RefSeq and is a predicted model, not a curated record. Gene Ontology annotation, cellular component: catalytic step 2 spliceosome; precatalytic spliceosome; Prp19 complex. The transcript has a single exon.
AUGGCAGAAAUACGGUACGAAUUACUCCCAUACAUAGAUGCUGAACCUGCGGAAGAGGACAUGCUGGUGGUGGAACAGAGCAUAAGGAAGGAGCUUGUCGGGAUGGAUACGAGCUCACUUCACCCCGAAGUAUCUGAAUCCAAAGCAACAAAGUUCGGGUCUAUGAUAGAAUCGCAUCUUGAUCAGCUGAUAACGUCAGAGCAGAAAAAAGAGUUUCUGGACAAUGGUCUGGGUGGUGUGGAUCUGAGCAAGUACUCCAGACUAACAUCUGACACAGAUGACUCCCAAUACGACCUCGAAAAGCUCCAAAUGGCACUUUCAUAUACGCAGAUGCGCAACAGAUCUCUGACGGUGAUGAUGGCUUAUGGGAAAAACAAAUGGCUGGUUGCCAAUGACGAAUUAGAGCGCGAGAACGAGAGCUUGGAGGCUGCAUUGUCUACGAAACGCGAGCAGAUCGAUGAAAUUAAUAGGGAGAGGAAAAGGAGACAACUGGACUACAAGCCUGUAAAGGAAUAUCUCGAGGAGAGGUGGUCUCAGGCUGUUAGAGAUUGUGUUGAAGUCGGCGUUGAGUGUGCGAGAGUUGAGCUGGAGAGGAGCUGA